AUGGACGGACUUAAAGCCGAGAAGAUUGCCCUGGCAAAGAAAAAGUUGAAAGAAUUCGAGCUUCGACGAAAUCGAGAAAACGGUUUUUCGCCAACUCCAUCGGGAACCUCUUCCACCUACAAUGAUCAACUUGGAUCGGCGCCACCUUCUUUUCAAUCGGAUCGAAAUGGCAGAACAUCGGUAACAAGCAAUCAUUCUGGAAACGUGGAGACUCUCGAUGCAGGUCCUGUAGCUCAUUUUGAGGGAAGAAAUGGUAUUCACAAUUCGGAUACAAUAAUUUCUAUUCCGUCAAUUCUUCCGACUGCUUGUCCAUCUUCUUCAAAUCUCGAACUAGAGAAUUUGCGUGUCCAACUACAAGAUCGUGAUCAAGCCCUGCAAAGUUUGAACAAGCAAUUGGAAGAACUGAAUGGAUACUACGGUCAACUACAUGCAGCAUACACUGAAUUGAGCGCAAAAAAUGUGAACAUAUCAGGUCCCGGGGAUCAAAUCGCACAACUUCAAGCGGCACUUUCUGGUCUUGUUGCUGAGAAAACUGGUCUUCAAGCAGAGCUACGGAAUGCAAAAGAAGAGCUUGAGUUUUUGAAACACGAAUUGGAAGAACUGGAGAGCGAGAGAAGGGAAUCGGCACUGAAAUUAAGAACUCUGAAUGUUGACUCUGCAACAUCAUCGAAACGAGGCUCAAGUUCGAUUGAAGAACGAUCCUAUCGAGAUAAAGAAGCUAUGGGAAAUGAAUUGAAGAAUUUGCGAAAAGAAUCUGAAUGUGAGAAAUUUCGUCAUGACGUAGAGAGGCUUUCUGUAGAGCUUGAAGAAGCUAAGAGAGAAGUCAAUGAAUCUCGGACACAAUACAAUGAAUAUGGAACAUACAUGAACGAAAAUAUUGCUAGAUUAAACAAGGAACUUGAUGAAUCUUCAUUGGCGAAACAUACUCUGGAGACGCGCUUAAAUGAGGUGGAAAACCAGCUCGAAUUGGCACAACAGGAAAAAGCUGAGAAUCGGAAGAAACUCGAUAGCCAGAGAGCUUCCCCAAGUUUACAGGGUUCAUCUCAAAAUCUAAUUCCAAGUGAUACCGAGGUUUUAAAGAAGAUUGAUGAUGCGGUACGCCGUGUCACCACUCAUUGGGAACAACUCUUAGAGCAAGCGAGAAAAGAAUAUGAAGAUGGGAACAAAGAAAAGGAUCGGCUACUAUUUGAGCGAGAAGCAUCAAUAGCUGAGUUACAACUGAAACUGCGGCUAUCUGCAGAAAAUGAAAAAGUUUAUGGAGAUGCUUCAACUGGGCUACUUUCACUUUCGGAGCAACUACAAGCAGAAAAAGCCACAGUGUCACGCGCUGUCGCCCAGAAUAGAGAGUUGAAAGAACAGCUAAUUACAACAGAAGAUCGUUUGAUUCAAUUAACAGGAGAGAAAUGUGCAACAGAACUCUCUCGUCAAACCGCGGAACAUCAAGUUAAAGAGUUGCAAAAACAAUUGGAACAGACGUCUUCAUCUCGUUCACACUCUUUCUCCCCACAAGCACAAGAAGGCGAUAACAAUGCAUCAGCUGUUGUUGCACAACCGGAACCUCCUCUUGGUAAAGAUCCUUAUGCGCAGCGGAACCACGUGAUGCACGAUGAUGAGGUUUCUAUUGCCUCUGAAGCUAUAAACAACGAUAGCCAAGAUUUGAAAAAUGAAUUGGACGAGACGAGAAGACAAUUGGAUGAGGUUAGAGCUGAGUUGCGCCGAUCACAUACACAAAAUGAACAGAUGAAUCAAAUCAUGCGCCAGAACGCUGAAGAUGAGAAUCAAAAUAGCAUUCUUGUGGAAUUGGGAGCAAGCGAUUUCUCGGAACAAGUUGAAGAAGCCUCCGCUUCUCGCCGAACGAGCAGAAAAACCAACAAUCCUCAAGUUCAUCAUCCAGUUUUCUACCUCAAGAGCGCUUAUGCAGAAUCAAUACAGCGUUUAGCUGAAAUGCAAGAACAGUGUGAUAGAGUCGAACGUCUUCGUCAGAAAGACGAACAAAUGGCGGCCCUUGAGAAGGAGCGUGAACGCGUUGUGGCUAGAUGUAAUGAACUACAGCAAGCACUUAUGCAUGUACCGGCGUUCCGUCCCCGCUUAUACAGCCAUUCAACGGUAUUUAAAUUCAGUGGAGAUGAAGAGUGCAUUGUUGAGCAGGUGCAAAAGAGAAUUCUCAAUCCCUUCCGCCAAAUGUUCAUCAUUCAACAGAAACCAAUGGUCAAAAAGAAAUUCGAUCAACUGGAAGAGAAUUCACCACCGACUGAUUGGACAAAUCGCGAAGAUGCGGUGAAGAAAAUCAUGGACAUCAUCGACGAUAUAAAGAAACCGAUCAUGCCUUUGUCUUCAUUAAAACUGCAGCUUUUCUUUUCGAAAAUUGCACGAGUUUUGGUUUAUAAUUUAGUGAAUGAGCGAAGAUUAGAAUCGUUAGAAGUUUUAUUAGCUGAACGGAUUAACGCUGCAAAGGAUCUUUUCUCGAAGCUACACGAGGAUCAGUAUGCCAAGAUACUGGGGGAUUGGGAAAUUUCGCAAUCGACUAGCCAGCGAGCUUCGUUUCUUGAAGGUGGCGUAGGUGUAUGCUUCAAUGCACCUGUACAUGAACCACGAGCACUUAGCGAGCAAAAAGAGGAUGUUGUCGAUGGCAAUUAUGUGUUAACCUGCGGCUCCGACAAAACGAUAAAGCUCUCGAAUCCAAACACGGGUGCUCAUGUUAGCACAUUUAUGGGUGUGGGCAACGAGAUAUUAGGACAUGGCCUUCUUCUUCGGAUAACUCGCAACUUGCUGCUGGUGGACUUGAUAAAUGUGUCACGGUUAUUGAUGUGGAGACCGGGAAAACGGUUAGAAAAAUAUCGAAAUCAUGCCGCAAAAGUUAACGUUGUCUGUUAUAAUGAAGAAUCGGAAACUGUCUCUUGUCUGGUCGAUGGAUACAACUGUUCACGUUUUUAUGAUGUGGAACCAAAAAUGAAGAAGCUAUUCAGAUUUUUAAUGAAGCAGCUGAUGCGAUACUUUCCUGAUACAUGUAAAUGGACACGAUAUCGUGGUAAAAUUGAAGAUUUUCUUGGCGAAUCGGUGACGUCUAUAUUUCGUUUACUCCCAGAUGGAAAUUGCAUACUUGCUUCCACUUUGGAUAGCACAUUGAGACUGAUGGACAAGUCAAGGAGCGGAAAAUGCUCGCACAGCGAUGAUUUAUGUUGUCGUUGGUGCGGCGUUGGGGGAGUCUCUUGUGUUAGAUGUCUACGAGCAAGAAUUUAUCACAGGAAGAUGGAGGUGUACCAGAUCACAGCAGGACGUCAUGUAAAAAGCAUUCACAAUUGGAUUAAGAGUCUCUAUUUUCCAAUGGUAAGCAAAUUAGCGUUUGAUCGACUUGUGAUUGCAACUGGAGCUAGGCCAAAGAAUCCGUAUCCACAUGUUUCUCGAGUGUUGACUCUUCGUGACACCGAAACGGCUCGCCAUUUGGAGAGAAAGAUUGGCAGGGGCUCCUAUGAACUACGGAAAGUCGAGAUUUUCUGGUGCAUUCGAGAAGAACACAUUUCCGCCGUUUAUUUCGAUGUGGCGACGGCAAAGGUUCUGGAAGACCGAGCGAAAGUUGGACCCUGUGAAGCGCAUGAAGUAUGCGGAUGCUGGAGAAGGGUCUCUCAACAAAUUGUGACACGACCACCGGAUGUGCUCUGGGGCCUGAUUGGAGUACUGUUGUCAACCUCGAAGGAGGAUCUGAAGUCGGAAAUCGUAAUUUGGGCAACGGGAUUAGUGCCGAGA
Molecule: messenger RNA, 3744 nt
Organism: Mesorhabditis belari
Lineage: Eukaryota; Metazoa; Nematoda; Chromadorea; Rhabditida; Rhabditidae
Source: the annotation of a GenBank genome assembly